ACAACUUAAUCAAUUGGUUGUACUUGGUCAAAGUGAAGUAACAGUUUCUUUGAAUAUUGCCCAUUUAUGUCUUUCAUCAAACAAUGUUGGCUCUAAAUGUGCAUAUAAGAACUGAGCCGGAAUUAUUCUCCGAAAGGCCAAUCAUACAAGAGUCUUUUAUUGGUUUAGGGUACCCCGUGUUUCCAUGUUCCACAGCUUGGCCAUCCAAAGUGUUCAGCUUGUUCCGCGAACAAUUCUGUUCCACCCAGACAAUUACACCUGGUACGCUUCCUACCAAACUGAGAGGUAGGAUCAUGGAAGGAACAUUAUUGGUGGGACACCACUUGAAACGAGCCAAGGACUCGACUUUCCAUUGACAAGAGAAGAGACACACCAGCAACACGGUCCAUUUCAGUGAAGAGUGCUUUCAAGGCCAAUGAUAAGUCUAAUAUUGGGGCCAACAUGAUGGCAAGGAUUUUUUUGUCCAACAUGGUUUCCUUGACUAAUGACAGCUAAAAAUCGAGAAUGACGAUGCUAGACCGACCUAGGAGCUUCUCUCUGCAUUCCGGGUUGUCCAUUCCAAACUUCAAUUACAGCCGACAUUCCAGUACGCAUUCUACGCCCAACUCCGCCAAUUUCAACGGAACCACAUUCAAACCUCGCGAUUCCGGACAUCGGAGAUUGUUGCGGGACAUGAGCUCGGAUUUUCCUCGGAAUCUCAACCACUCUUUGCCACCUUUAUCGGGUAAACGAGAGGAGGCCAAGACAAAGCCGCCAAAAUUGGAUAACUUCAUUGAUGUGUCUAUUGAAACCAAAGCGGUUUCACCCAAGAUACGAUCGCUUAGCGGCAAUCCGAGGAAUUUGGCCCGAUCCAGUGUGGGAUCAUCGUUAUCUUCUUCGUCUGUGUUGUUUCCCAAUAUGGCCAAAAGACUUUCGAUUGACAUGGACGAUAUCGAAGAUAACGGGGCACCGGCCCCUCCUAUUCCAAGCUUAUCCUCCAACGAUCAAAGCGACGAUUUCCAAUCCAUAGAUAUCCAUCCCAACUCCUGGCAUAGACCGAAAAAGAACUCAUUCGGGGCAAGCUUCUAACCACUAUCUUCAAUGCUGAUGGGAAAAUAAUUGUCCGAAAUUAUAUACAUGUAUCUAAAAUACCACGAUAUUUCCCGAUGAAAUAAUGGACAUUGAUGCCAAGACUGCGUUGUUGUUUUGAUGUUAAAACAUAGUUGUAUCCAAGCAAUUCACCAACAACGAGCAAGAUUCCAAAGGUUUGUGUGUAAAGUGUAUUAUAUCAGCAGCAGUUGCGUGGAUUCUUUAAGCAAGGUAUGAAACCCCGAGGCAUGAGUCGUCUUCUUCUCUAUUGAACAUCAUCCACGUCUCGUCUGAAUGGUGGCUUCUAUCUUCCUAUCGUCAUCACCUGGAGCCCGUGGCCAAGUCUCAGGCAGCCACAUUAUGAAUCACCAAUCGGAACAUAUCGUGUUGGAUGAAGAACGAAUCAUUGGCGGGUUUCAGAACGAAGACUUGUGUGAACGAUUGGGGUGGGUCCUCAUCCGUCUGUAACAAACAUAUUGGAAGUUGUUUCAUUAACCAUGAGCCGAUUGACCAGAUUAUCUCAAAUAUGAUGCUAAAGUCGCUACUGA
This is a messenger RNA of Tigriopus californicus, 1616 nucleotides long. RefSeq lists its product as uncharacterized. The transcript has 4 exons. NCBI's taxonomy places the organism in Eukaryota, Metazoa, Arthropoda, Copepoda, Harpacticoida, Harpacticidae. The coding region runs from base 505 to 1068 and encodes 187 amino acids. The record is from RefSeq and is a predicted model, not a curated record.